Beta vulgaris subsp. vulgaris (sugar beet) is the source of this 1548-nucleotide messenger RNA. RefSeq lists its product as uncharacterized. Gene Ontology annotation, molecular function: DNA binding; protein binding. Gene Ontology annotation, cellular component: nucleus. The record is from RefSeq and is a predicted model, not a curated record. Gene Ontology annotation, biological process: DNA recombination; DNA replication; DNA repair. The transcript is spliced from 11 exons. Bases 1 to 1548 code for a protein of 515 amino acids. Lineage: Eukaryota; Viridiplantae; Streptophyta; Magnoliopsida; Caryophyllales; Amaranthaceae.
AUGGGAUUCCCAAAUGCAAAGAAGCCUAACAUUGUUCAUUCCCUUCCUACUGAAAUUAUUAUUGAAAUUCUUUCACGCGUUGGUGCUGCAAAUGCUCCUGAUUUAUUUGCAUGCAGAAUGACUUGCAAGGCUAUUAAUAAACUUUCACAUGAUGGGAAGAUAUAUAAGAAGGUUUCUUUUGAACACCUUUACAUGCGUUCAAUGCGUAAUGAUGAAAAUAAAGCAAAGUUUUUUGAGUUGUGCUUGGAAUACAAAAAUCCAGAAGCACUUUUGCGUUAUGGCAUGGGUACAAAAAUACAUGCCAGUAUUCGGAGGAACCUAAUAGUUGCUUUCUGGCCUAAGAUUGAGGAAGGAGGAUUUAGACAUAUUUUAAAUUUUUUGCUACGUGAUAAUGCUGGAUACGAGCUUACUACGCAACAUAAAUUCACCAUUUCAAUGAAUUAUGGAUCGUCCAUAGUGGAUUGCAAUGCUUUGGAUAUCCCACAAUAUGGUUUUGAAUUUGUUCCAUUUGGUGAUAUUUUGGCUAAAAAAGGUUCUGAUGUUUAUCUCAUUGAUAUAAUUGGGCAAGUGACUGCGUAUGGUGAACUAACCAAGACCACUAAAUCGAGGUGCAUGACUAUUGAGCUGAUGGACACAACGAAUGACAACCUAACAUGUGUUCUAUGGGGCACAUAUGCUGAUGAGAUGAUAAAUUACAUAAAUGCUGAGGGAGCUAAUGGUGCAAUUGUUGUCAUCUUACAGUUUGCAAAACGAAUCAUCAUGUGUUGCAAAACUCAACAAAUAUCUGGCCAACUAACUCAACUGACGAAUGAGAGUGAUGACUUUUUGAAGCAAGAAUAUGUAAAAGAUAUUUUCGACAUUAUGAACAUGAAGAAGUCUUGUGUAUGCGUUUGCCUAGCCACAAUAGAGGACAUCGAUGUUGGUUAUAGUUGGUAUUACGAUGGAUGCAACAGAUGUAUGAGUGGAGUUAUUAGGGAAGAUGAUGUCAUCCGGUGUAGAAAGGAGAAUGUAGUGUUACGUAGUACAACACCAAGAUUCAAGAUAAAAUUGAUUGUUGCUGAUAAAUCUGGAGAUGCUACUUUUAUGAUGUUUGAUAAAGAGGUGUCCAAAUUAGUUGGUAGAACAGCAAAAGAAAUGGUUGCCUCUCAAAAUCAGGUAGAAAACAAUGAGUUUCCUGAAGAAUUCAAAAGUCUAUUGGGGAAGAGAUUUUUAUUUAAGGUCACUGUGCCAUAUAAUAAUGGCAUUGAUCAAAAUUAUUCCUACACUGUGAAUUCUACGUCCGAUGAACCUGAAUUAGUUAACAAGUGGUUUGAACUUUAUGUUAAGUUGGAGAACUCUAUUGUUGUGAAAAAGGAGAGUGAGGCAGAAAGCGUGCAAGAAUGUGAAGAGAACAUGGAUCUCUUUCAAUCGGAGACAGACUCUUCUCUAUCCCACAUCACACCGCAAAAGAGAGCAACAUUACUUGAUGAACAUUCACCCUUAGGGAUGCAGCUUUCAACUAACAAGAAACUCAAGUCUGUUAUGCCUCAAGAAGAAGAUGGACUCUAG